AUGACCGAUACCAUGACCGUUACCAUCACCAUUAUCAUUACCAUCACUGUAACCAUCACCGUCAACGUUACCGUCACCGUUACCGUCACCAUUACUAUCACUGUUACCGUUACAAUCACCUUCAUCGUCACUGUCACCGUUAUAAUCACCAUUACCGAUACCGUCACCAUUACUAUCAUCGUUACAGUCAUUGUUAGCGUUACCCUUACCGUCAUUGUUACUGUUACUGUGAUCAUCACCCUUACCGUCAUCAUUUCUGUCAUUGUAACCAUUAUUGUCACCCUUAUCGUUGUUGUUACCAUCAUCAUUACCCUUACUGUCACUGUUACUUUUACUGUCACCGUUGUUGUAACUGUUAUCGUCAACGUCACAGUUACCAUCACCGUUACCAUUACCAUUACUAUUACGGUUGUCGUCACCGUUACUGUUACUGUUAUUGUUACCGUUAUAGUUACUAUCAGCGUUACCAUUAUAGUCAUCGUCACCAUGACCAUUACCAUCUACAAUGUCGUUACCAUUACCGUUACAGUCACCCUUACCGUUACCAUUACAGUCACCAUCACUGUCACCGUUAUUGUGAUCAUCACCGUAACCGUUACUGUCAUCAUAAUCGUUACCAUUACUGUAACUAUUACCAUAACCAUUACCGUCACCUUUACCAUCACAGUCUCCGUUACCAUCUCUGUUACCGUCAUCGUCUCUGUUACCGUCUAUGUUACCGUUACCGUCACCAUCACCGUUACCAUCACUAGCACUAUUACCGUCAUCGUCAUCGUGACUAUCACAAUUACUGUCACCGUUAACAUCAACGUCACUGUUAUCAUCACCAAUACCAUUACUGUUAUAUUUACCGAUGCCAUCAUCGUUACCGUCACCGAUAUCGUUAUCGUUAUUGAUUCUAUUAUCGUCACAGUUCCAUCAGGUUGUCUUCACCGUCACUUUUACCGGUACUGUUAA
Messenger RNA from Vitis vinifera (wine grape), 957 nucleotides. RefSeq lists its product as uncharacterized. Bases 1 to 957 code for a protein of 318 amino acids. The transcript has 2 exons. The record is from RefSeq and is a predicted model, not a curated record. NCBI's taxonomy places the organism in Eukaryota, Viridiplantae, Streptophyta, Magnoliopsida, Vitales, Vitaceae.